Molecule: messenger RNA, 2100 nt
Organism: Eucalyptus grandis
Lineage: Eukaryota; Viridiplantae; Streptophyta; Magnoliopsida; Myrtales; Myrtaceae
Product: GTP-binding protein ERG
Biological process (GO): ribosomal small subunit assembly
Molecular function (GO): ribosomal small subunit binding; GTP binding; rRNA binding
Source: RefSeq, a predicted model, not a curated record
AGAAAAGAAAAGAGAGAGGGGGGCAGCAGCAGCAGGAGGAGAGCAGCAAGGAAAACCCCUAAAACCCUUAGAACAGGAGGCAAGCAAGCAAAAGCCAAAAGCUUUCAAGAAGACAACCCACAAAUCUCACAACCCUUCAUUUCUCUUCUCUCUUCUCUCAGAGUCUACCCAGCUUUCUUCUUCUUCAAUUCAGAUUCAUAAUCAUGAAGCUCCUCCUGUAGCAACCCCGCCUUGUACAACCCACAAAACAAAAAAGAUGAAGUCUUUGCGAGCUCUCAGGACUCUCGCCGCCCUCCACACCCGCCACCGCCCUUCCCCCGCCGCCUUCUUGCGCCGCCCCUACUCCGCCCAGCCUCAGGAGGACUCCGACCACAACGACUCCGAUUCCGUCUUCAACAGCGCCGAUUACGCCCUCCCCCCCGCCGCCGCCGCCGACGCCGACACCGACUGCCGCGCCUCUCGGCAACCCACCUGGAGCCACGAGCACCGGAGGAGGGCCGACGCGGUUUUGUUCGGCGAUAAGGCCGUGAGGGUUCUGGAGGUCGAGGAGGAGAAGGAGGAGGAGGAGGAGGACAAGAAGGGGGAUUUGGAGGAGGAGGAGAAGCGGAGAGUGCUCGCCAAGGCGCUGCUCCAGGCCGCCUUGGCAGCUCCGGAUGAGGACGACGACGACGAGGAGACGGCAGUGAGGGAGGAAGAUCAGAAGUCUUUGGCGGUUGGAAUAAUCGGCGCGCCCAAUGCUGGGAAGUCCGCUCUCACUAAUUAUAUGGUUGGAACAAAGGUUUCUGCUGUCUCACGGAAAACAAAUACAACCAUUCAUGAAGUGCUAGGAGUUAUGACAAAGGAAGAUACUCAAAUAUGCUUCUUUGAUACCCCUGGGCUUACGUUGACUUGCAGUGGGUUUCCCCAUAAGGACUUGAAAGCACGUGUUGAAAGUGCUUGGAGUGCAGUCAAACUCUAUGAUGUGCUCAUAGUAUUAUUUGAUGUUCACAGGCACCUUACCAGACCUGAUAUGAGGGUAACUAAAUUGAUUGAACGAAUGGGAACUCAAGCUCACUCUGGACAAAAGAGGGUAUUAUGCAUGAACAAGAUUGACUUAUUGGAGAAAAAGAAGGACCUCCUGCAGGUUGCAAACCAAUUUAAAGAUCUUCCUGGUUAUGACAGGUAUUUCAUGAUAUCUGGACUCAAGGGUUCUGGGGUGAAGGAUCUUUCUCAGUAUCUCAUGGAGCAGGCAGUUCAAAGACCUUGGGAUGAAGAUCCAAUGGAGAUGAGUGAGGAAGUCAAAAACAUUUCUUUGGAAGUUGUGAGAGAGAAGUUGUUGAACUACAUACACCAGGAAAUUCCCUAUGAGAUUGAGCAUCGCUUGAUGGGCUGGAAAGAGUUGCGGGAUGGUUCUCUGAGAAUUGAGCAGCACCUCAUUACCCACAAGCAAAGUCAGCGCAAGAUUUUGGUUGGAAAGAAAGGCUCUAAAAUAGGAACAAUAGGGAUUGAAGCAAAUGAAGAGCUAAGAUCCAUCUUCAAGAGGGAUGUCCAUCUCAUUCUCCAGGUUAGAGUAAAGUGAUACCAUUUGUAUCGAGAUGAUUUCUACAGCAGAUUCUUUGUCUUGCCGUCCUUAUGGUGGCUACAUAAGGAAAGUUCUUCAUGAUCCGUAUGCACCUACUUCAUAUCACGUCACGAUUCUCGUGACGAGCAGCAGUCAAUGAUGGUAAUUGCUGUGGAGACUCGUGACAAGCAGCAGUCACUGAUGGUAAUUGUGGUGCAUCCACACCGCUGUGAAAAAGGUGCUGAGCAAGAACGGGACUAGAUGCCGCUGCAAUGCAAAAUCCUAUGAGGAGAUUCACAUGUGACACUAGGUGGAGAAAGUUCAAGAUGGAAUGCCUCUUAUAGUCUAUUGCUGUGUUGUUUCUUUUCCCCUGGUUUUGUUUCUAAUAAGGGUCAAUCAUGGUGAAGGUCCAUCUUAUGUUUCGUCUAUGAAGGGAGUUACUUUGAAUUCUUGCGGUAAUCACUGUAUACCUCAUUUCACAGAAGAAGCUAUUUUGCGUUUCAAUGUCAUGUACAUAAUACACCUCCAAAAGACAAUGGAAGCACCAUUCUUUUUUUAAA